Molecule: messenger RNA, 1454 nt
Organism: Melanotaenia boesemani (Boeseman's rainbowfish)
Lineage: Eukaryota; Metazoa; Chordata; Actinopteri; Atheriniformes; Melanotaeniidae
Gene: bloc1s5
Product: biogenesis of lysosomal organelles complex-1, subunit 5, muted
Exons: 5
Coding region: 232-696 (154 amino acids)
Cellular component (GO): BLOC-1 complex; transport vesicle
Source: RefSeq, a predicted model, not a curated record
ACUUCCAUUCACCUGACUUUGAUUUGGUACUAUGGUUCCGAUCUUACAGUGUUAAAAAAAUAAAAAGCGUUAAUUACUAAUAGUUUAUCUAAGUUGCUAUAUCUUUGGCGUAACUGUUAGCCAUGUUUUAGCAUAUAGCUUAGAACCUCUAACAGUAACUGCUUGUUAAGCCAGCUAGCUGCUCCACUGAAGAAAAUAUCUCACCCCACCGACGUUCAGUAGUUAACAAUAAUGGACAAGGUUAUUAAAGAUGUGGGUGACAUCCAGUCUCGACUGUUGGACCACAGACCUGUCAUCAAUGCAGAAGUCCGCUACUUUGUCAGAGAGUUUGAGGAGAAACGUGGCUACAGGGAGAGCCGACUGCUGGACAAUCUUAAUAAGAUGGUGCACGAGACAAAUAAGCAGAUGCUGCCAACAAAUGUAGAUGACAUGAACCAGCAGCUGUCUGAUGUCAUUAAACGGUUGGAGGCUGCCAAUCACAUGGCAGAGAGGGUCCAGCAGAGGGAGCUAGAGGAGCAACAGGGCAACCAGCUGCAGGCCAACGUGGAGAAACUGAAAGAGGACACGGCAGAGUUUCUGAAGGAGCAGCAGAGAUUAAAGGAAAAGAUGGAUGAGGAGCACGCCAAAGCUGUGCAAGAACUUAGCACUCGUUUCAGUGAAAAGAAAAAGGACUUGGCCCAGUAUUCAGUCAUCUGAUUGGUUAUUAAAGUAUGAACAAGUCUUUUUUUUUUUUUUUUUUUACAUUCAUGCACGGCUGUUCUGCACAUGCAAAACAAAGCUGUUGUCUUUGUUUCUUACUGGCAGGAAAGGAGAACGUGGGAGUGUUGCUCCUGUACAAGAGUCAGAGUUUUCCACAUCAUAAAUAUGAAAUUUUGAUUAACAGUGUGGCAGUUUCUGUCACUGCUCCGCAUGAAAAGUCUGGAAUAUGUCGUUUUUAGACUAGCAGCCUGUCGAUUGUUACUUGGCUGUGAAGUUUUCAACAUUUCAGAUUUUUAAUGGAUGGCUGCCUGAAGGCUUCUGAUGAUAAAUGAUCAAAUUGUUGAAAGGAACCCAGAGUUUGGCAUCAAGGCGUGAUAUUCAAAGCGCUGACGGCAAGAUCAUUCAGUGCCUGAAAGGCUCCUCUGAGCAUGUGUGUUUAAAGUUUGGCUAAAGUGAAUUCAAACUGCAAGAAAUCACCCCUCAGCAGUUCUGACCUUUGACCUCUGACCCUGACUUUAAGUAAACUGACUGUGAAGUAACUUUCAUCAUGGAAUGUUUUUUGCUUAAACCAGUUUGGAUGCAGGAAAGCAUAUGCCUAGUUUUUUAAUAAUUCAUGAAUGCAUUAUUUCUUUUGUGUGUUUAUGUUUUUUUUCUUUCUUAGCUUAACAUUUGCAGAGUGAUAAACAGAAAUUCCACAUAUAACUGUUUCUACAAAAGGUUGGAGAUUGUAAAAUAAUAAAAUGAAUAAAACGAAA